Brienomyrus brachyistius is the source of this 5625-nucleotide messenger RNA. RefSeq names its product serine/threonine-protein kinase ULK2-like. NCBI's taxonomy places the organism in Eukaryota, Metazoa, Chordata, Actinopteri, Osteoglossiformes, Mormyridae. Gene Ontology annotation, biological process: autophagy; positive regulation of autophagy; autophagosome organization. Gene Ontology annotation, cellular component: cytoplasm; autophagosome. The coding region runs from base 1105 to 3705 and encodes 866 amino acids. The record is from RefSeq and is a predicted model, not a curated record. Gene Ontology annotation, molecular function: protein serine/threonine kinase activity; ATP binding. The transcript is spliced from 24 exons.
GUUUCCUUCCGCGGGAUGCAGGCAGAGUCGCUGUCAGAGGCUGGCAUCUCGCAGCACGUGGAUAUUCGUAGGUAGACGUCACGCAGGACGACAGUGCCUUGCUGCAGAAGAGAAGGCAUUGAUCUCUGUAUCUUCCUGCUCUUUUUCACAGUAAUUUGAUAUACAGCAUGUAAGAAAUCAUAUCAGUACGCUUGAUGCUGCCGUAUUGACAAAACGUAAAUAAUCGACUGGAUACUGGGAAGUAAAUACGUAGCACGACUAAAUAUACAUCGGCGGAAAUGUGUCCGCUUCGGUCCUGGAUAAACACUGAUGUCCAGUCCGGCCGAUCCGGGGAACUGCGCUCAUCGGAGGACCCUGAAAUGAAUGAAGACGCCCUUUCAUAAUGACAGCCAUCGUUUUAUACGUGCACUUUUUCUCUCCUGCUGUCCAGAUUUAAAUAUUUGAAGUUUUUCGUCCAGAUUUUAAUUUUCUGCUAUGUCAAGAAAUGGGAACGCACACAAAGCGUUGAAACAGAAGCGCUUAGCCGGAGGCGAGAUGUGGCCAACCAAGUGAAGACAGAACUGCACACUUUGGGGGGUAUUUCCAUUGCGUAUCAUGUCACGGCUGAGAGAUCGCGAUGUUGAUAUUACCUAGCUUUAUCAAUUAAUCAUAAAGCCCUCUUCGCGGAUUAUGCUGUUUAAUUAUAGCUAGAUGGUUUUGUGAUUAUCUGGGACAGAAAUGACACCCGGCCACCCACACUGACCCACUGACUGAGUCUGCAGGUGCGGUCUUUAAUUCCCCUCAAAUGUGCAUGACAUAUUUUCUUGCAUUGCAUAAUGUUUAAACUUGAACCGCUCCUCCCCCACUUAAAUGAACUGAAUUAAAUAUGUUUUGCAUGUGACAAUCGAAAGAUGGUUUGUUUACCGUUUGAAUUUUAGUCAAAUAGCUUCUAGGGCGAUCUUGUUAAUAUACGGUGAUGGAGCGAAAUGUUACCCAAUAAAGUGCAAGAUAUACAGGCAGCCCGCACAUCAGAGCAUCCCGCGAGGAAUAACACGAGAUACCGUGGGCUCUCCUCGGUAGAGAGCACGGCCACCAUCAGCCGAGGGUGAGACGCGGGUGUCCGGCAUGGAGACAGUAGGAGAUUUUGAGUAUAACAAAAAGGACCUUGUGGGACACGGAGCCUACGCGGUGGUGUUCAAGGGGAGACACAAAAAGGAGCUUCAGCAUGAAAACAUAGUGGGGCUCUACGAUGUACAGGAAACGGCCGCCUCGGUCUUCUUGGUCAUGGAGUUCUGCAACGGAGGAGAUCUGGCUGACUACCUCCAUGCCCACGGCUCCCUGAGGGAAGACAUUCUGCGAGCUUUUCUCAAGCAGAUUGCAGCUGCCAUGCAAGUGCUCCACAGCAGGGGAGUCGUUCACCGGGACCUCAAGCCACAGAACAUCUUGCUGUCACACACAGGCAGCAAGAAGUCUGGUCCCUCUGGGAUGCGUGUCAAGAUAGGUGACUUUGGCUUUGCUCGGCACCUCCAGAACAACAUGACGGCGGCCACGCUCUGUGGGUCUCCCAUGUACAUGGCUCCAGAGGUGAUCAUGUCCCAGAACUACGGUGCCAAGGCAGACCUGUGGAGCAUCGGGGCCGUGGUUUACCAGUGUCUGGUGGGCAGGCCACCAUUCCAGGCGAGCUGUCCCCAGGAACUGAGGCUGUUUUAUGAGAAGAACCGGAUCCUGGCUCCCGACAUCCCAAGCGGCACCUCUCCACAUCUGGCACACCUGCUUCUUGGCUUGCUGCAACGAGACCAGAAAGAUCGCAUGGAUUUCGGUGCCUUUUUUAACCACCCCUUCCUUACGUCCAGUGAAACGGUCCAGAAAUCCUGCCUGGUGUUCAUGGCCAGGCCCCCGGAUCCCUUCCUGGGACGGCACCCUUCCUGUCAUUCCGCCUCUGCUGUGUCUCUCGCAGACCCGGUGGUGACCUUUAUUAAACCGGCCCAUGACAUGUGUGGGUCCAGGAAGACAGGAGCAACCGCCUCAGAUACAAGGGUCCUCUGUGUGGUGACUCCUUCCACCAGUCGUCCAAUAGGAGCAGUCAUACGCAGGCCAUCUGUUGAGUCUCAGCCAAUGAAGGCAGUUGGCCGAAGGCCCUCCAGUGAGUACCAGCCCCUGAGAGUGGCUGGCCAAGUUCCCUGCAGUGAGGCUCGACCAAUGGGAAAGGCAGGCCGAUAUCCAUCCAACGAAUGCCUCCUGUUCCCGGGAAUGCCCCAGGCCUCCCCCAGACGUGGUGUUUCAGAGUGCUCUCAUGGGAGAUUAACACCCGGACCCAUGACCCCCCAGCCUGUGCUGGUCAUCACCCCCAGGUCCAGCCCACUGUGUCGUUCCAGUACCAGUCCUGUGGCCUUCCCCAGAGUGUGCUCCACAGACCGAUCCCGACCUGUGUGUCGGCGCCGGUCCACAGGCUCCACCCGGACCUUCUCCCCUGUACCACUGGCACCUCCAUCUCCGAUACACUGGGCUCCCACUCAGACCGACGUACAGCCACCUCAGCGAAAGCUCCUCAAGCAGCACUCCGACCCCCUGCACUCUGCCCGCUCAACCCAGUCCAGCUGCCCAUCCCCUCAAAAGCCCCGUCCUGUCAGCUUGGGCACCACCCCAACCUGGCAGCUGGCCGCCACCCCUCGCUCUUCUGAUUGGUUCCUGAGGACCCCGCUCCCCACCAUCAUUGGCUCUCCCACAAAAACCGUGGCAUCUUUCAAGGUUCCCCAGGUGCUAGCCUCCAGCGGCCAGGCCCCCCCAAGUCAGAGCUUCUGCCCCCAGUAUGUAAACAUGCACGGUGCCCGCUCUCGUCAGCCAGACCCCAGGACCACGAGGAGUCACUUUGGCAGGUCCGUCAGUGCUGGUCGCAUCUCGGAUCGAUCACCUGGGCCCGGUCUGAGAAGGCGUUUUCUCUACUGCAGCACCGACAGCCUGGAGAGGCUUGAGGAUACAGUGACUGUUAGAGGGGUGGUCGGCGUAUUGCCGCCAGAUCCCCCCCAGGGCGCGACCUACACCAGCCCCCCUCCCAGCCUGGAGAACCUCGUUACGUUUGAGGCUCCUGAGCUGCCUGAGGAGACACUUAUGGAGCAGGAGCACGCGGACACCCUAGCGCACCUGCGGAUCAUGCUGUCAUUCGCGGAUGCUGUGCUGGAGAUGGUGACGAGGCGAGGGGGCGGAGCCGAACUCUAUGGUCCCCAGGAUAGUGUUGUGGUCGACCAGGUCGGCCAGCUUAGCAAGCAGUGGGGGCAGGUGGAGCAGCUCGUCCUCCACAUGAAGCUGGCGCAGGUUCUGGCAUCUGCUCUGCACUGCGCCAAAGCUCAGGUCACGUCGGCCAAGCUGCAGCCCUCGUCUGCCGUCAAACAAGUGGUGAGGGAUCUGAACGAUCGCUACAAGACCAGCGUCGCGUCCUGCCGCCUCCUCACUGAGCAGCUCCAUGGCUUCUUCUCUGACAAGCAGCGCUUUGUGGAUGAGGUCGCCAGCGUAGCUGCGGAGAAACUCAUCUACAACCACGCGGUGGACAUGGUGAAGUCUGCUGCGCUGGACGAGAUGUUCCAGCAGGGGGCCGACAUCAGCCAGCGCUACACGGCGGCGUCUGUGCUCCUGCAGGGCUUGUCCAAAAUUCUGCAGGACCCCAUCGAUAUUGAGAACGUCAACAAGUGCAAAGCCAGCGUGGACCGGCGGAUAGCAGCACUGACCUAGCAGAUGCCACGUCUUGUUUCGGUGGACAGAACCCCCCUCCCCUUACCGAAACCACGUGGUCACACGCUGCUUGGAUAGAAGCCAAAACCAAGCCGAAACACCUAAGAGAACAUCUGAAGAACGGAGGAACACGGAGGACACUAAUUUGGAGGGCAGAUCCCAGGUGCCGAACGGCUCGCUGACAUGAAAAAUGCGACCAGUUCGGCACGGAGGAUCGUGACGAGAAAGGAAAUCAUACAGUAUGUGGUAUCAAACACAGAGGAACCAGAUGAUAAAGGGCAAGGGUUAGGGUUAGGGUUAGGGUUAGGUUUAGGGUUAGCCAACUUCAGAGUGUCGCCACAGGAAGUGGAAGCACUGAUACUUUAUUAAUUUAAAAUGUAAUAAGGUUUGCAGAGAGUGUUGGAACUUGUCUCACUGUGCUGAAUGAACAGAUGGGUUUAUUUGUGUUUGGCAGGAAUACUAAUAAAUGCCAGAACACACACAAAUACAAACAUCACGGAAAUAUCGACAGCAGUAUCAGCAGCGGAGGAGACUACAGCUGUUUACUUACAUGGUGGGAGUGCUGCAGUAUGAUUGGAGUUCUGACACAUUGACUCCAUCCCUAAUGUCCUCACCUGGCUCCACCUCCUCGGUGGUGACGUCAUGGUGAGCGACAUGCCCACUGUUGCCGAAGACCACGACCCCAUCUCAGGAAAAACAGAUCAACACAGAAACACAAUGACCAACACGUCAGCAGUCUUCCGACACGGGAAAACGGGACAUCUGAAAGUCAAAAAAACAGCAUCGGAACAAUAUUUUUAUUAAAUUAUAUACAUUUGUUAGAAGAUGUUGAUAUAUUUAUAACUUACGAUAGCUGACCGUUUUUCCAGUGUAAAUAUUUUGUUUUGCAUAUCAUGCUUAUGAAUGUGUGAGGAAGCAGGUGAAAGCCAGAUGUUCUUUAGAGCAACAUUUCUCAAACCAGUCCUCAGGGACCCCCCAGACGAUCCACAUUUUUCUUCUCCCCCCAAUUCCCUGGGAGUUGGGAGGGAGUAAAAACGUGGACCGUAUGGGGGUCCCCAAGAAUUAGUUUGAGAAACACUGCUUUAGAGAGGUACUGUGUUGAGAUUCAGUUGGAACUCAGCAUUACUGAUGCUCUCAGAAUCCCUCUACUAUCCUGCACAUCCACUGUCCCAUCUCAGUGACCCUAAGAUUCUUUUACUCUUGUAAAUAUUCGUGAAGAUCAGUAUGGGAUGUGUUUUGCUGUUGAAAACCUUACAACCAAGAUGGCUGUUACUGGGUCGUUCGAUGGGCAUCUCCUUCUGUAUGGUAACUCCAGGUGGUACUUUUCUUGAACGAUUUUGUGCUGUCAGAUCCGGUCCUGCAGGAGAGGCACCACCAGGAGAUAACACUCCGUUACAGACGCAGGAAAUACUGUGCCACAGAGCCAAUCUACUGAGGGCGGGGGGUAUUUGGCAUUGAGUGCUUCCUGUUCUAACCGCAGGCUAUGGCCAAGUUAUGAGAUAGCAUGAAGGAUGCCGUACUCAGCUCCACUGAGCCGUGGAAGGCUUCUGUGUGACGGGCCAGCAAAAAGCAGCUUCUGAAGUGGAAGAGGGUUAGGGUUAGGUAUCUCCCUGGUACUUUUGCCUGGUGUAUCUGUUAUACCGAUGGCUUAGAUAAUUGCCAGGAAAAAUCGUGUAAAUGUGUACUGUACUGUUCAAGAAAUGACAGAAUGUAUUAAUCCCUUUUCUUAAUCUUUCUUGUUCAACAGAAUAUUUAUACCUGGGAAUAUACAUCACCAAUGGAUGUAGGUAUUUCACUUUUCUGUGGUCUGCGACCUAUUUUUAAAAUGAAAACGGUACUGUGUGGUUCAGUUUCUAACUAGAGGAAUCACUGGAGAUGCAUUAAUUACCAGGUGGAUGAUUAAAGGAACCUUGAAUUUCA